Lodderomyces parapsilosis is the source of this 5013-nucleotide messenger RNA. It is a transcript of the gene RPA190, whose product is annotated as DNA-directed RNA polymerase I core subunit. Gene Ontology annotation, molecular function: DNA-directed RNA polymerase activity; DNA binding. Bases 1 to 5013 code for a protein of 1670 amino acids. The record is from RefSeq and is a predicted model, not a curated record. The transcript has a single exon. Gene Ontology annotation, biological process: DNA-templated transcription. Gene Ontology annotation, cellular component: RNA polymerase I complex. NCBI's taxonomy places the organism in Eukaryota, Fungi, Ascomycota, Pichiomycetes, Serinales, Debaryomycetaceae.
AUGGAUAUUUCCAAACCAGUUGGUUCAGAAAUCACAUCUGUUGAUUUCGGAGUGCUAUCGGAUAAUGAAGUCCAAAAAUUGUCCUCAAAACAAAUCACCAACCCAAUCGUAUUUGACAACUUGGGCCAUCCAGUAAAUGGUGGUUUAUAUGACUUGUCACUCGGAGCAUUUUUGAGAAAUGUGUGUACUACAUGUGGAUUAGAUGAGAAGUUUUGUCCUGGUCACAUGGGUCACAUUGAGUUGCCAGUACCUGUUUACAAUCCAAUGUUUUUCAACCAGUUGUACAUUUUUUUGAGAAGUUCUUGUUUAUAUUGCCACCACUUUAAGUUGAGCCAUCUUGAAGUGCACUUGUUCAAAUGUAAGUUGCAGCUUAUACAGUACGGAUUGUUGUUGGAGUGCAGUGAAUUGGAAAAUAUCAUGCCUGCUGGAAAAUCGGCCAAGGAGAUGAGUAAUAACGAUGAAGAUGAAGAAGAUGAAGGUGUGUCUGUUGAUGCAAAGACAAAGAAGGAGUUGAUGGAGAGAAGAGAGGAAUUUGUAAAGAAUGCAAUUUCAGCAGCUUUGAAGGAUGGGAGAACCAACGCUAAGGGGAUUAUCACUGCAUCUGUAGGAGAAGAAAGAAAGGAAGUCAUACAUGGCUUCUACCGCAGGUUGUUGAGUAGACCAAAGUGUAGCAAUUGUGGAAUGUAUUCACCCAGCUUUAGAAAAGAUGGUUUUACAAAAAUCUUUGAGAAUUCACUUAAUGACAAGCAAAUCACCAAUAAUAGAGUUAGGGGUUUGCAACGUCCAGAUAUGAUUAAAAAGAAUGGAAGUAGCAACUCAUCAGCUGCUAGUGAUAUUCCAAACAUUAAGCACAAAGGUGGAUCGAAGUAUGUCUUGUCAUCAGAAGUGAGAAAUAUCAUUAGGGCUGUUUUCAAGAAUGAGCAACCAGUUUUACAAAAAGUUUUCCACUCAAGACCAUACCAACACGAGUAUGUCAGUGGCGACAUUUUUUUUAAACAAUCCAUUUUGGUGCCACCAACUAGAUUUAGAUUACCUUCUAAAUUGGGAGAUGAAAUCCACGAAAAUGCACAAAAUGAAUUGUUGUCAAAUAUUUUGAAAACAACAGUUUUGAUUGCUGAAUUGAACACUCAGAUAUCUCAAAUGUAUGAGGCUAAAUUAAGUGGGGAACAGAAAAAAAUUGCAUUUAACCGAUUGAUGAAUUCUUUUGUCACUUUACAAAACGAUGUCAAUGCAUUUAUAGAUUCAACCAAGAAUCAAAAUGCACCAGCGGGUAAAGUGCCAAACCCUGGUAUUAAGCAAGCGUUGGAAAAGAAAGAAGGUUUGUUUAGAAAGCAUAUGAUGGGUAAGCGUGUGAAUUAUGCCGCUCGUUCAGUCAUUUCACCAGAUCCAAAUUUGGAGACUAAUGAAAUUGGUGUCCCCCCAGUGUUUGCCAAAAAAUUGACAUAUCCAGAACCUGUGACUUCACAUAAUGCGGCCGAAUUGAGACAAGCUGUCAUCAAUGGUCCUGAGAAAUGGCCAGGUGCGGUACAAAUUCAAAAUGAAGAUGGCUCUUUGAUUUCAUUGAUUGGUAUGAGUUUAGAACAAAGAAAAGCCUUGGCUAAUCAAUUGUUGACACCAACAGGAAGCAAUUCAUUUGUUGGUAAAAAGGUGUACAGACAUAUCAAGAACAAGGAUGUGGUGAUUAUGAAUCGUCAACCUACUUUGCAUAAAGCAUCAAUGAUGGGACACAAGGUGAGAGUUUUACCGGGUGAAAAGACAUUGAGAUUACAUUAUGCAAACACUGGUGCUUAUAAUGCUGAUUUUGAUGGUGACGAAAUGAAUAUGCAUUUCCCACAAAAUGAAAAUGCUAAAGCGGAGGCAUUGAAUUUGGCCAAUACUGACUCACAGUAUUUGACACCAACUUCAGGUGCACCAUUGAGAGGUUUGAUCCAAGAUCACAUUUCCGCUGGUGUAUGGUUGACUAGUAAAGAUUCUUUCUUCACAAGAGAAACAUACCAACAAUUGAUUUAUGGAUGUAUUAGACCAGAAGAUGGACACACGACAAGAUCAAGGCUUGUUACAUUGCCUCCGGCUAUUUUCAAGCCUGAAAUGUUGUGGACUGGUAAACAAGUGAUUACCACUAUUUUAUUAAACAUCAAGCCUGACAAUGUACCUGGUGUUAAUUUAAUUUCCAAAAAUAAAAUCAAGAAUGAUUAUUGGGGUGAACACAGUACUGAAAAUGAGGUUAUUUUCAAAAAUGGUGAAUUAUUGAGUGGUAUUUUGGACAAGUCGCAAUAUGGUGCUUCUCAAUUUGGUAUUGUUCAUUCAUUGCACGAAGUUUAUGGUCCUGAAGUUGCUGGAAAGGCAUUAAGUGUGUUGGGAAGAUUGUUUACCAAUUACAUCAUGAUGACUGCUUUCACUUGCGGUAUGGAUGACUUGAGGUUAACCGAGGAUGGUAAUGUUUGGAGAAAGGACAUUUUGAAGCUGUCGGUUGACGUUGGUAGACAAGCGGCAACUGAAGUUACAAACUUGCCAGACGACACAGGCAAUGACAACAAGGAGUUGAGAAGAAGAUUGGAGGAGAUUUUGCGUGAUGAUGACAAAUUGGGUAUUUUGGAUGCUAUAACUCAAUCCAAAGUCAAUGCCAUCACGUCCCAAGUUGUUUCCAAGUGUGUACCUGAAGGUACAAUGAAAAAGUUCCCAUAUAACUCUAUGCAAGCAAUGGCUUUAUCAGGUGCCAAGGGAUCCAAUGUCAAUGUGUCACAAAUCAUGUGUCUUUUGGGGCAACAAGCUUUGGAAGGUAGAAGGGUACCAGUAAUGGUUUCAGGAAAAACUUUACCUUCAUUUAAAGCAUUUGAAACUGAUGCAAGAGCCGGUGGAUAUAUCAAGCAACGAUUCUAUUCGGGUAUUAGGCCACAAGAGUACUAUUUCCAUUGUAUGGCUGGUAGAGAAGGUCUUAUUGAUACCGCCGUCAAGACAUCAAGAUCAGGUUACUUGCAACGUUGUUUGACUAAGCAAUUAGAAGGUGUGCAUGUCAAUUAUGAUAACUCUGUACGUGAUGGUGAUGGAACUUUGAUUCAAUUUCUUUAUGGUGGUGAUUCAAUUGAUACUACCAAACAAUCACAUAUGAAUCAAUUUGAAUUUUGUUUAGAAAAUUACGAUGCAUUGUUGGCGAAAUAUAAUCCAGGUGAUAUGGUGGAGAAUUUGGACACUACUAAAGCAUUGUCAUAUUCGAAAAAAGUUCGUAAAUCAUUGAAGAAACAAAAGGAUGUUCCACAUUAUGAACAAGAGAUUAAAUAUGAUCCAGUUAUCAAUACCUAUAAUCCUGCCAAGUAUCUUGGUUCAGUGUCGGAGAAAUUUCAAGAAAAGAUGGACAAAUUUGUCACCAGUCAUCCAGAAUUGUUUGCGCAAUCAAAAGAAGAAGCUAAAUCUACUGGCAAGCUAACUGAAAAGAAGUUUAGAGCAUUGAUGCAAUUGAAGUAUAUGAGAUCUUUGAUUAACCCUGGAGAAUCAGUUGGUAUUAUUGCUUCGCAAUCCAUUGGUGAACCAUCAACUCAAAUGACAUUAAACACAUUCCAUUUCGCUGGUCAUGGUGCUGCCAACGUGACAUUGGGUAUCCCACGUAUGAGAGAAAUCAUCAUGACAGCCUCAGCGGCAAUCAAGACACCACAAAUGACAUUGCCGAUUUUGCCUGAUGUUAGUGAUGAACAAGCUGAUGCAUUUUGUAAAUCAAUCGCCAAAGUUGUUUUGUCUGAAUUUGUUGAUAAUGUAACAGUUACUGAAACGACUUCACAAGAUGAAGAUGGGUCAAAUAGUCGAUCUUAUGUGAUUCAUUUGGGAUUCUAUACUAAAGAUGAAUACGAAACUGAGUAUGAUAUCAGUCAAGAGCAAUUGGAAAAUGUUGUUACUCAAUCUUUUAUCCAUUCUUUGGAAACUCAAAUUGUUAAAGAAGUGAAGAAGCAAAAGAAACCUGAUUACAUGCCUACGGUGGGAAAAUCUGCUGGUAAGACAGAUAUGGAAACAGUUAGUGGUAAAAUAAGAGAGUUGAGGGAUGAAGACGAUGAUGAUGAAGACGAUGUUGAUGAAGAAGAAGAUGGAGGAGAUUUGGAACAACUGAAACAAAAGGUUAAACAACACGUGUCAUAUGACGGACCAGAUGAUGAUGAGAUUGAAACAAUGAAACGUGCAGAAGAAACCAGCGACGAAGAGAUGGAAGAUGCAGAAGAAAGCAAUGAAUCGUCUUCUUCUGAUAGUGAUGGUGAUAGUGAUAGCGAUGAGGAUGAAGAGGAGAAUGGUAAUGAUGCCGAUGGUGAUGCCAAUAUGGACAAGAAACCAGAGUUAUCACGUUUAGCCAAAGAUCGUCAAGCUGAAGUUAUAGCUCAACACAACAUGGUUACCAAAUUCAAUUUUGAUGAUGAACAUGGUGAAUGGUGUGAAUUUAAACUUGAAUUGAAUGGGAAUGAAACGCAAAAAUUGUUGAUGGUAAACAUUGUUGAAGAGCUUUUACGCAAAACAGUUGUACGUCAAAUACCGCACAUUGGCAGAUGUUUGCGACCAGAGCCAGAUGCCCUGCUGGGUAAGAGAAUCUUGACUACUGAAGGUGUCAAUUUCAAAGCCAUGUGGGAACAAGAUGAUUUCAUCAGUGUCAAUGCCAUUACAUCAAAUGACAUUGCUUCUGUAUUGCGUACGUAUGGAGUUGAAGCCGCAAGAAACACCAUUGUUAAUGAAGUCUAUCGUGUUUUCGACACGUAUGGAAUCAGUGUUUCAUCACGUCAUUUGGAUUUAAUUGCCGAUAUGAUGACUCGUGAAGGAAGUUAUUUGGCAUUUAAUAGACAAGGUAUUGAUAGUUCAACUUCGAGUUUUAUGAAAAUGUCGUAUGAAACCACGUGUCAGUUCUUGACCAAGGCUGUUUUGGAUGGUGAUCGUGAAGAAUUGGAAAGUCCUUCGGCCAAGAUUGUUAUGGGUAAAUUAACAAAUGUUGGUACUGGAUCAUUUGAUAUAUUUGCUCAGUUGCCAAAGCAAAUUGAAAAUUGA